AUGAAUCAAGAUGGUAAUGAUCCCGAUAACCCAGAUAUCUCAAAACAACCUCCCAUUGGUUCAAGAGCAGCGCGUGAACAGCACCAAGAACAACGCGUACGACAGCGAGGUGGUCAAGUAUACAGAUCAGGUCCAUUACAGCUAAAUAUCCCAAGGAAACCACCAGCACCACAACAACCCCGUCAAUCCGGUGAAAGAGAGCGUCUACCCGUUCCAUCACCAUUCAAUAACCCUCCAAUGCGUACAACCGCUAUGACUAACCUCUUUCGUCACUCUCUAUCUCGUUCUCGCAGUCCUAUACCACAACAACAACAAUCUCCUUCUCCUCUUUUUGCCAAUGUUAGAAGCAGUAGCCAGAGGAGUUACACGAGCAAUAGACCUGAAAACUUCCAAACACAGGCCACUCUCAUCGAUUCAGAUAACGGUAUUAACGGUAGUAGUCCAAACAGCAAUCACAGCAAUCAGGGUCGAGCUGGUAGUCCGCAAAGCAGCUUCUCCAGUGGCAGAAGCAGCUUAUCCAAUAACAGGAGCAGCUCGAGUGAAGAAGAGAGAAGGCGGAGGAUGCAGAGUGAGAGAAGUGCGGGCAGUGAAAAAAGUGCACUCAGCACCCUCGAUAGAACAACCCAAACCAGCGAAUUUCCUAGAGAUAGACUCACUGAUAUUGACUCAGUCAAUCAGAAAGUAGACGGGCAUGAUAGAGACAUACUCUUCGGAAAUAACCCUCUCUUCAACGAUAUUGAUAGCACUCCACUCGAUGACGGUGAUAUGUCAGCAGAUAAGAGCAUCCUUAGUGACAGAGAGAAGCGCAUGUCCACCCAACUCAUACAGAGCAGUCGCGCUACCCCUCCUCCAUCCAACAAGCGCGAAAAGGGCAAAGGAAGAGUGAGAGGGGAGAGAAAGAAGGAGACGAAUAUGGAUCCAGAAAGGGAGAAGGAUAUAGAGAAAGAAACAGAAAAGGAGAAUAGCACUGUGGAUAAAGCCCACCCCUCUACAGAGCCCACCGAGGACUUUGACAGCCUGGUCGCACCUACACCCCAACAAGCCCCCGCUUCAAUUAAAAAGAGAGCCCGUAAAUCUGAUACCAACGAGGUUAAGGAAAGAAAAAAGGCGCGUAAAUCUGACAAUAAAGAGGCAAAGAAAGCACGCAAGUCUGAAAACAAAUCCAAGAAAAUGCGUAAAUCACGUGUGACAGAGGAUGUAGAUGUUAAAGCUGAAACUGAUCAAUCCCAGCAAGCCCAACAAACCCAGCCAUCAAAGAAGAAGGAGGAGAAAAAAGAGAAGAAAAAUAAGAAGGAUAAGGCUGCAAGAGAAUCCGAUAGUCGUCAGGUUAGACGCAGGAGGGGUGGUGUCCAGGAGGUAAGAUCUGAUGAAGAAGACGAGACCAGGCCUAGAAAAAGCGAAAGCACAGUUUUCAAAGUACCAGAGUUACCAGCGAAACCAGUCAAACGUAAAAGAAAGUCAGCGAUACGACAUGCGUACAGAGAUGGCAAAACACAAGCUGAUGUGGAUAGAGAAGAUGCAGCAGCAGCAAAGGCAGCUAAAAACCUAGCGAGGAAGCGUAAGAAGGACAGACGAAUUGAUGACGAAGAGAUGCAUCUUUUCCACACAAUCUCUCUAUCAGACCAAACGACGAUGAAUCCAUUCGCUCAAGAUAUCGACAAAAAACAUGAGGCUGUUGCUAGCAGGGCAAUAGCGAAAUCUCAACGACAAAUAAACGAGAUUGAUGUGUUUUGGAAUUUGCUCGUCAACGAGGUUGAUGAUGUAAUUGAUCAAACUGAGUCACGCACACUUUUGCACGAUAUCAGACAUUUCAAUGCACUCCUUGAGAAGGAGUUUACCGAGAAGACGGUAUGGUUUGAGUAUUGCGUCGCUCUCAAUGCUCGUUUGGCAACUGCUAAAGCGCAACAGAAGGAUAUGCGCAAACGGAUCCUUGAGACCCAGAAGUCAAUUGCACAAGUAUCCAAGCAGAUGGCUGGGGUGCAGCAGGAUUGGACAGAGAGCAAGCUACAUAGAGAAGAAAUGAGCAAGUUGAAUUUGUGGAUGAAUGAUGUCCAGUCUCGCAGAAUACCACUCGUGGCUGGAGAAGAGAUGGAUAUCGACAAGAAGGCCAAUGUGCAGCUUAAGCAAGAGGUGUCAGAUAUCUACUCAAGUAUUGAGCUCAUCCGAACAGUAUACUCAGAGGAUCCUGAUAGCUUCGCUGGGAAUGUACAGCGGUUUGGAAAUACCCAAGAUAACGCUGGGAAAUGCAGGAUGUAUGGUGUCUUUGAUGAUGAUGGGGAGACUCUACCGGCGGACGAGGACUACGAAGACAUAAUUUAUGAGAUGGAGUGGGAUAGCGCGGGUAUUGUGGGAGAUGGCAACAUUGCAGCCGCGGAAAAUGAUCUAGAUGAAGAGCAAUCCAGCGACGAGGAGAGUAUAGGCAGUGUUUCAAGCGAAGAUGUCAGCAUUGAUAGUGAUAGCGUGUUCGUGAGCGAUGUAGGCGAUGUGAGCGACGAAGAAAGCUCAAGGCAGGUUGAUGACGAUAGUAGAGUUGCUGCGACGACGGAUAGCCCGAAUUCGUCACCGUCGUCAGGACACAAAGAUAUCUAA
Messenger RNA from Wallemia ichthyophaga EXF-994, 2589 nucleotides. RefSeq lists its product as uncharacterized. The record is from RefSeq and is a predicted model, not a curated record. Bases 1 to 2589 code for a protein of 862 amino acids. Lineage: Eukaryota; Fungi; Basidiomycota; Wallemiomycetes; Wallemiales; Wallemiaceae. The transcript has 3 exons.